This is a messenger RNA of Onthophagus taurus, 300 nucleotides long. The record is from RefSeq and is a predicted model, not a curated record. NCBI's taxonomy places the organism in Eukaryota, Metazoa, Arthropoda, Insecta, Coleoptera, Scarabaeidae.
AUGCCAUCACCGCCAAACGAUGCAGCUAUAGGUGGAACAACAAUCUUCCUAAUGGCCGAUUUCCGUAAAAAGAAGCAAUUAUACGUUUUCAAUGUGUUCUUUGAUGUUAACAGAAGUGGAACCAUUGAUAGCAAGGAUUUUGAACUUGCCAUAGAGAAAAUAUGUACUCUAAGAGGAUGGUCCAGCGGUUCACCACAAUACCAAAAGACCCACACGAGUAUGAUGAAAAUUUGGGACGGAUUAAGACAAAGAGCUGAUGCAAACAACGAUGAUCAAGUAAAUUAAAAUUAACAGGAUUGC